AUGUCGCAGGAUACUGGUCUGUGGAGUGUCCGCAGACCGAGAGAGACUCUGGGAGGACUCAAUGCAAACUCGGCACUCCCUCAACCCGGAUCGACCAUGAAACGAACCAACUCGAGCGGUGGCGGCAACCUAGCGAGCGGCCAUGCGCGGUCCAUGUCAGGAUCUAGGCAGUCCUUGGCCAUGUCGCGACCGAGCCAGCCUCAUUUUGCACGACCUUCGGUCGGAGGUAAUAUGGCCGACCUGGGGGGUUCGGUGGCUAAGCGCCUAUCCAUCCAGCCGAAAGGGAACUUCACACCCGUGGCGGCCACGAGGACGGCACAAGACACCGACCGACGCAGCAGUGUGUACCGCCCACGGCAGUCCUCGACCAACGGGCCCUUACUCCACCACCAGAGCUUCUUUCAGGCGACACCGCAGGCGGCAGGCGUUCCGCGGGACCCCCGCCCGUUGAGGGACCGAUCGUACCAGGCGCGCAUCGGGCAGGAACUGAUGGAUUACAUGUCGCAAAACAACUUUGAGCUGGAGAUGAAGCACAUGCUGUCGCAGAACGUCAUGAAGUCGCCGACACAAAAGGACUUCAACUACAUGUUCCAGUGGCUGUACCGCCGCAUAGACCCGAGCCACCGGUUCCAGAAGAACAUCGACCAGGAGGUGCCGCCCAUCCUGAAGCAGCUGCGAUAUCCCUUCGAGAGGAGCAUCACCAAGAGCCAGAUCGCAGCCGUGGGUGGACAGAACUGGAGCACCUUUCUCGGCCUGCUGCACUGGAUGAUGCAGCUGGGCCAGAUGCUCGAGGGCUACAGUAACGGGCGGUACGACGACGCGUGUCUGGAGAGUGGGAUCGACGUGACGGGCGACCGCAUCAUAUUCGACUUCCUCAGCAACGGGUACCGGGACUGGCUGGCUAUGGAUGAGUCAGCCGGGGACGAUGAUGCGGAGCGGGUGCUGGCGCCGCACGUGGCCGCCAUGGCCGAGGCGUUUGAGCAGUCCAACUCCAAGUACACAUCGGAGCUGGAGAUGCUCGAGACCGAGAAUGCCCGACUGCUCAAGGAGAUUGAGGACCUGCAAAAGUCGACGCCCGACCCGGCCGUCCUGGACAACCACUUUAAGAUUAUGGAGGAGGACAAGGCCAAGUUUGAGGAGUACAACACGCUGGCUGUGCAGCGGUCGGAAAAGUACGAGAACCGUAUCCACGUGCUGGAGGAGGAGCUUGAGAAGCUACAGGAGGAGCUGAGGGAGGCCGAAGACGAGCGCCGUAGGCUGCAAAAGUCGGUCGACGCCCAGGGGAUCAGCAUGCAGGAUAUCGACCGCAUGAACUCGGAGCGUGAGCGUCUGCAAAAGGGCCUCGAGUCGGCCAGCCAACGCCUCGACGAGGUCAAGAAGAAGGUGGCCGACAAGGAGCUCGAGGCUGGCCACAAGCUUGAGGAGCUCGAGCGCUCUGUUGACCGGUACAACACGCUCGCCUACCAGAUCGCUCUGAUCCCUCCAUCGGCUGCCAACGCCCGCGGCAGGGAGUACGAGCUCCAGGUCAUGGUCAGCGACGACUCGGAUUUCACGUCGUCCAAUUUCAAGGCCUCGACGAGCGGUGGCACGGCACCCGUAGGCCGCCUGCUCGAGGACUCCACGACCGGAUACCAGCCAGGCCACAUCCUCAACCUUGACCUGCGGGGACAGAUCCGGAGCGACUUCCUCUCGCUGCGCAAGGAGAUCUCGGAGCGCCGCAGCGCCGCCAUGGAGGACAUGAUGAAAGACCACGAUCUGCUCGAUGGCAUAAAGGAGGCCAUCGAGGACAAGCGAAGUGAGGUCGACGCUCUCAACCACCGCGUGCGCGCCGCCGAGGAGGAAUACGAGAAGACGAAGGAGGUGACGCAGGCGCAGAAGAUGUCGUCUGACACACAGAUCGAGAAGAUGGAGAAGGAGUUGUCGCGCAUGCGAGCGGGCCUGACCGAGUCGGUGCAGCUGCUCGAGCAGAGGGAGAUUAACACGACGAUCGAGUAUGAACAGCUUGUUCUCCGGGCUAACGCCCUGCGAGAAGAACUCCACACCGAGAUCGACCGGAUGCUCAACGACGUCAUCAAGUUCAAGAUUCAUGUCCAGAAGAACCUGGACGACUACGAGGGCUUUGUGGCGGACGAGCUGGAGCGCGAGCUCGGCACGGAUGAGCAGUCUCCGCGGUCUGGUGGUGACGUCGACGGGUAA
Geosmithia morbida is the source of this 2196-nucleotide messenger RNA. RefSeq names its product kinetochore protein NDC80. The transcript is spliced from 3 exons. Gene Ontology annotation, biological process: attachment of mitotic spindle microtubules to kinetochore. The coding region runs from base 1 to 2196 and encodes 731 amino acids. Lineage: Eukaryota; Fungi; Ascomycota; Sordariomycetes; Hypocreales; Bionectriaceae. The record is from RefSeq and is a predicted model, not a curated record. Gene Ontology annotation, cellular component: Ndc80 complex.